AUACAAACUGCCGCGACUGCGCGCAUUUUAUUUUGAAACAAUAAACAACGACAUAUAAUAUAUAAACAAAUUACAUCAUGUCACAAUAACAGCGCAAGCAAUUUAACUAAACAGCAAACCAAAUAUCGUAACUAAAACCAAAAACAAGCAAAAAAGAGCCAAAGAAACAGUGUAAAAUGACGCGCAACGCCUACGAUGUGCAACGGGACUUUGCGCUAAGCAGCGGUUUACGCAGUGAAAUUAUAUGGGACUCCUUGUCAGCUGAGCAAGCGGAUGUGCUAAAACAAAAAAUUGAGAAUUUAAUAUGCGAAACACCGCAAAGUAAUGCAAAACAGCUGGAAAAACAGCGAGAACAGUUAUACACAAAUGUUUGGCAACAGCGUAAAUACACAAAUGGCAAUUUGCUAUCAUCCAUAAUCUAUGUGCUGGUCUGCGCCGAAACCGAUGAAGAUGCAGCGUUGCAGAGCAAAGAUUACAGCUGUCAUCCCGUUAUACGCACGCGCAAAUGUUUGCAGAGCAAUAACAGCAACAAUAGCGAGGGCUGUUGCAUGGUAUUUGUGGAUGAACAUGCCCGUGUCUAUACCAGCUGGCAGCGCUAUCUAAAGAACAAUGCAUUGCCCAAAGGCAUGUUAAUUGCACCCAAAGGCGGCGUUUAUAAUGGCGACGAUGAUGUGCAGCUGACAGUUCAACCAACGCCAGCGUAUGGGCUUAAGCAGAAGAUUAUAAAAGCAGGCGAUGGUUUGGCCACGACAGCUGGACUGAUGGCCAGCGUACCCAUCGCUGCCAGCAUAGCGGUGCCAUUGGCGCCGCCUUUAUUGCUAGCAGCCAGCGUUGUGGGCGUGGGCAGCGCUGCUUAUAGCACAGUGCGUGCAGUGGGACGACUGCUAGAUAGACGCUGGCAUGCCCAGAGUACAUCCUUGCGUGAUGCUGAGGCACGCAGCAGCUGGCUAGGCGUGGCAGGCGGCGUCGUGAGCUUGGGCGCUAGCGGAGCUACCAAAAUUUUGAGCACUUCACCCAAUGCGGCCGCGCAGAUAGCAGUCAGGGGCAUGAAUGUGGGCAGCCUGGUCUUGAACGGCGGCAGCUUAGCCAAUGGCGUCUAUGAGCUCUACUUGAAAGUCAGCGAUGAACAGCUGUUGAGCAGCUAUGAUGUUCUACAAUUGGCCAACAGCUUGCUGCUCUUCACGCACUCCAUAAAUAAUCUGCGUUUAGCUAAUAAGAUGACCACUGGCGGCAGCAUGCGCCGUCUAGUGCGCCAGCACAGCCGCAAAGCUUACGAACGCAUUUCGCUAGCCUCACGCCGUGCGGAGAGCAGCUCCAAGUUCGAUAUUGUGCGCACACUCAAUGAUAUUCCUCUCAAGGAAACGCUGCUGGGCCUGCAUCAGCUACAUGGCCAACUGGCCCAAGGCGCUUCCGUGGUAGGUGCCCUUAGCGCCACCGGCUUGCUUCCCAACUUUUUACAACUUGGCGCUGGAGGAACACUGCAGCUUCAACUGGAUUCGCUGCUUCAACAAUUUGGACAGCAGUUUGUGCAACAAAUUGGACACUUUAGCAGCUUUCUGGAUAUUCUCGAGGCUAUGAUGCGUUAUUUUAGCGACAAAGCGUUGCAGCUGCUGCUCCAACUUGCACGUAGCUUUGUGGAGCAGCAGGUGGACACCAUUGAUCGUCAUCUACAUACUUUUGUUUCCACGGAGUUAGUCCUCUAUCGCUUGUUGAUGCACUGCGUCAAAAAUUAUGAGCACUGUGCUGUGGAAUUCUUGGAACAACGUCGCGAGGAAAUUUUAAAUGUUAUAACUAAUCAUUUUGCAGCGUUGCAAGCGGCGCCAUCUAGCGCACGUAAAUAUAAAUGUCCGGAAUGCAAAGGAUUUUAUACUAUAAGCAAUUUGUAACAUGUUUUUAAAUUUUGUACACUCAAUGUGAUUUAUUUAUGUGAUUUGCACUUUAACCA
Molecule: messenger RNA, 1945 nt
Organism: Drosophila busckii
Lineage: Eukaryota; Metazoa; Arthropoda; Insecta; Diptera; Drosophilidae
Exons: 3
Coding region: 177-1886 (569 amino acids)
Source: RefSeq, a predicted model, not a curated record